GGCUCCAGCAGCCCAGCGCGCGCGCGGCCCACGGCUCCGAGACAGCCGCCGCCAUGCGAGGGCUCCUCUCCUCUUCCUCCACUCUCCUCCGACGAGCCGCCGGCGCCGCCGCCAAGCUCUCCCGCGCGGGCUGGAGUAACUCCGCAGCAUCCGCACCCUCUUCUCUCCGCCGCUUUCCCCGCCAGAGUGGGGAAAGAGAGACAUUUUGUCCGUUUUGGUCUAAGGGUUGUUCGAUGUCAACCACAGUUGAUAUGCAGUUAGACUAUGAGAGUGACCCCCCACUUGAUGAUGCAAAAGCUCUUGAGAAGGAGUCGUCACUAAAUGUUGCUGUCUCUCAACUUGCCAGUGAUUUUGAUAGAGAAUCUAAUCUAUGCUUGGAGCGAUUUUCCCGAACAAGGCGUGCAUCUGUCAUCUCUACCGGCUCUCUUAAGCUUGAUCUUGCUCUCAGCACUGGAGGAUUACCAAAGGGUAGAAUGGUGGAGAUAUUUGGGAAAGAGGCAUCUGGGAAGACAACACUUGCACUUCAUGUUGUCAAGGAAGCUCAAAAGAAUGGAGGUUAUUGCGCUUAUAUUGAUGCAGAAAAUGCUUUUAACCCUUCGUUUGCGGAAGCUAUUGGUGUAGACAGUGAAAGGCUCUUAAUAGCCCAACCUGAUUCUGCUGAAAAUUCUUUGAGCAUUGUAAACACUCUUGUUGGUGGAUCUGUUGCUGUUGUUGUUGUGGAUAGUGUGGCAGCACUUAUCCCCAAAUGUGAAAUGGAAGGUGAAAUAUACACGAAUUUUGAAGACAUACAAUCCCGUUUGAUGACUCGGGCGCUUAGGAAAAUUCAGUACACUUUGUGUCGCUCUGAAUCACUUAUUAUUUUUGUGAAUCAGGUUAGAACGAAGUUGAGCUCAAAUCACUUUCCUGGGAUCUACAAGGAGGUGCCUUGCGGUGGUAACGCGUUAGGAUUCUAUGCUGCAGUCAGAAUGAGGACGUCAAGAAGGGAACUGCGCUAUAAUGAAGACCAGGCUACUGGCAUUAGUAUUUCAGUGCAAAUCAUGAAGAACAAAUUAGCUCCAGCGAGUCUGAAGGAAGCCGGUAUUGACAUCAGAUUUGGGAAGGGGAUCUGCCAUGAAUCUGAGAUCCUGGAGAUGGCUUCUUCUGUCGGAGUUGUUGUGAAGGAGGGGUCUGGGUAUUGGAUCAACGGCGUGUUCCUGCCUGGCAAGGCAGAAGCUGAGAAAUUCCUACAUGAAAACACCGGUGUGGCAGAUGAGAUCUGCAAUACCGUGAGAAAUCAGUUCCUUCGAAGGUGACAAGCGAAGGCCACUGGAAGUUGGCUGGCUCUGAACUUUUCUCGUCAGUCGUCACCUUGACUGGGUACAGUUUUUAUAACAUCUGAGAACAAAAUUGGGGAUUGGGGCACACUGCACUGCCGGGGAAUCAUUUUAAGUAUCUAUUCUACCAUUUAUUCUACAAAGGAAGUGCGAUUAAGGGUGUCAAUUAGAGAGGCUAAUGCAUUGUUAGUCAAUUUGUCUUGAUCUCUGCGUGUGGCAUUGUUGUAUGAUUGUAUCAUGUAUUCAUAGUAGAUUUAUAUAUGAUACCAUUGUAUUAUUAGCUUCUUGCUCUGUAACUUACUGGAUUUUACCUCAGUGAAUCGAGGGCCAUUCCCUCCAAUGCUGCUAGUUCCUAUGUUAGAUAAAUGUGAACCGGUUUCUCCUGAAA
Panicum hallii is the source of this 1701-nucleotide messenger RNA. Its product is annotated as DNA repair protein recA homolog 2, mitochondrial. NCBI's taxonomy places the organism in Eukaryota, Viridiplantae, Streptophyta, Magnoliopsida, Poales, Poaceae. Gene Ontology annotation, molecular function: ATP-dependent DNA damage sensor activity; ATP binding; single-stranded DNA binding. The transcript has 8 exons. The record is from RefSeq and is a predicted model, not a curated record. Gene Ontology annotation, biological process: DNA repair. Bases 54 to 1292 code for a protein of 412 amino acids.